Molecule: messenger RNA, 1926 nt
Organism: Lodderomyces theae
Lineage: Eukaryota; Fungi; Ascomycota; Pichiomycetes; Serinales; Debaryomycetaceae
Exons: 1
Coding region: 1-1926 (641 amino acids)
Biological process (GO): ubiquitin-dependent endocytosis
Cellular component (GO): cytoplasm; cytosol; plasma membrane
Molecular function (GO): protein-macromolecule adaptor activity; ubiquitin protein ligase binding
Source: RefSeq, a predicted model, not a curated record
AUGUUCACUCAACAUUUGCAUCUUGCAUUAUUCGACAUUAAAAUCAAAUCGCAUAAUAAGAACUUGUAUUUAAUCAAAGGAAGUGAGUACGAUGUUGAAAAUUUGUUAUUUGAAGGUAGUGUUAAGUUGUCGUUGAAAGAAGACAUUCAUAUCAAGAAGAUUAAGUUGGGUCUAGUUGGAGAGUUCUACUAUGAAUACUCACUGAAGGAAACACAUGAUCAGUAUUUGGACCGUUUGUGUGUGUUGAAAGUUGAUUGGGACAACCUACUCACUGAUGAUGAAGGGAAGAUUAGAUUUGGAAAUUAUGGUGAUGGCACAAUACCUAUGUACAAGAUGAAGAAGGGAAGCACUAGCGAUAAGAGUUCAGUUCCUGGAUCUGGAAGUAAUUCUGGGACAUCUACUCCCAGACCACAAUAUGGAAGAACCAAGUCAUCGCCAAUGUUGAAUUCUGUCGGGAGCAAGGAUCCUUCCAAGAUUAUUCAAAUUCCUAAAUCUGGUAUCGACGGAACCCCCUUUAAGGAGCUCAAGAAUGUUCCUGGUCAUUCAUUCCUAUUACCCAAGGGAAACUAUAGCUUACCAUUCAAGGUAUAUCUACCUUCCAACAUUGGCGAGACCGUCGAAGGGUUACCGAUUGGAACUUUAUUGUACAAAAUGCAAUGCUCCAUUGAAAGAGGAAGGUUUGAAAAGUCACAUCAAACAAGCAAGCACAUCAGAAUAGUGCGCACGUUGCAUCCACGUAACAUGAACUUGCUCGACUCGAUUGAUGUGGACAACACCUGGGUUGGCAAACUCCAAUACCUUGUCAGCAUGCCAAAGAAGGCUGUGGCAAUAGGAUCUACUGUGCCAAUACACAUCACAAUAAUUCCAAUAGCCAAAGGUUUGAGCUUGAAGGCCAUGAAUGCAUGCAUCGUUGAACAUUACCACAUUCAAAUUGGUGAGCAAAGGUCACCUGAAUACGAAAGGUUGUGUGGAAAGCAAGAGCUCCCGAUACCCAAUAAUGCAGACUUGGAAUAUGACAGAUGGGUAAUAAAGACGCAUUACAAAGUCCCCGAUCAUUUAAGACAAAUCUGUCAAACCUGUGACGUUAAAAAUAGUAUGAUUGUUGUCAAACAUAGAUUGAGAGUGGCAAUCCAGUUGAAAAAUAUGGCAGGCCAUACCAGUGAGUUGAGAGCAAACUUGCCAGUUUGUGUGUACUUGAGUGCAAACAUUGGACACGUUGUUGGGAGACAUUAUGAUAUAGACAACCAUCAUGGAACGUUUGUCUUGGACUACAAAAAGGAGGACGUGUUGUUUCACAAAAGAGACUCGGCACCGGCUACUCCCGCGGUAUCUGAUGAUGAGUUUGAAAAUGAAUCAGAGGAGGAAACUGAUGAAGAUUUGGAUAGAGAGGAGAGUGCACCUCCACUUUACGAAAAGCACGUGUUUGAUAAGAAGUUUGACAUGAACUUGCCUCAGACACCACUCGAGCAGCUCAGGUCACAAAGUGGCACACCACUUGGAUCCGCCAAUAACUCGACUACAAAUCUAGAUUCCUACUUUGACAUGCCAAUACAAAAGGCCUUUGAGCUCAAUAAGAAGAAAAUGGCAAGAAAGAACAAAAGUGUUGAUUUUUCUCACAUUCCGUCGUAUUAUGAGGCAUUGGAUGACGACGAUGACGAUGAUAGUUAUGUUCAAGAUGGGUUCGCACCAAGCUAUUCCGAUGGCAGUGGAAGUGAAGAUGCAAGAUCAAGAUCAGGGUCGUCGACGCCUAAUCGGGUCAUGUUCAAUAACAGGCAUAACUUGAGUACAGGCCAUUUGAAGAUUCCUUUGGGCAGCAACUCAACUUCGCACUCAAGAUCCAGCUCUGGUAUAAAAUUGGAUAAAUUGGGGUCAGAAUUUGGGUCACCUAAAUUGACCAGUAAGUUGUUCAAAAGAAGAGAAAAGUGA